AUGAAGUUCAUUAACCUUGCCUGCCUAUCCCUAUUAACUGCCUCGUUGACCUUUGCUCAGGAAGACUCAGAACAACAACAGGAACACUUCGACGUAGACGCCGCUGCUGAAGAUCAACCAUUGAUACAAGAACCAGUGGCAACUGAAGAACAAGAACAAGAAAGUCAAGGAUUACCUCAAAUUAACUUGAACAUCACUUAUGACAUCUUGGAGAGAUUGGACGAGGACCGUGCCAACAUCCUCGAGUUCCAGAACUUGGAUUUCGCCACUUUGAACUACACUUUCACCAAUUACGAGGAUUCCAAUGUCACUGUUACAGGUGUCUCUGGUAACAUCCUUACCAUGCCCAAUGGACAAAUGGCCGCUAACGUGACCCUUGGUGAAAUUGGACCCGUUGAAGUAGCUAUUAACGACACCGUGGUCUUCCAACAACAAUUGCAAUUCGAAUUACCUGACGGUCAAUACUACUUGGUCCCCAUCGUCCAUUUAACCAAGGAGGACAGAGAUUUGAGAGUCACCGCACCACCUUCAUUUAUUGAGAUCAUGGAACCACCAAUGUCCUUCUUCAAUUGGCAAUUCCUCUUGACUCAAUUCACCAUAUUAGCAGUCUGUGCUGCAGGUGGGUACUACACCUUUGUUGUUAGACCUCAAGCUUUUGCUAAUGACAAGAAGAGAGUCGAUAAGAAGAAGUUGAAGGAAUUGGAUGCUCAAAGACCAAGAGACGAAGACAAGUCCGAAUGGUUACCUAAGGAGUACAAGGCCAAAGCCUGA
Naumovozyma castellii is the source of this 771-nucleotide messenger RNA. It is a transcript of the gene IRC22, whose product is annotated as Irc22p. Bases 1 to 771 code for a protein of 256 amino acids. The transcript has a single exon. The record is from RefSeq and is a predicted model, not a curated record. Lineage: Eukaryota; Fungi; Ascomycota; Saccharomycetes; Saccharomycetales; Saccharomycetaceae.